AUGCGCCUUCUAAGCCUUCAGGAUGACAAACUCAGCCUCACCAAAUUCGACAAGCAAACCCCUCAGUAUGCUAUUCUCUCUCAUACUUGGGGUGCAGCCGAGGAUGAGGUGAAAUUCGAGGACCUGAGCCAAGAUAAAGCAAAGAACAAGAAGGGAUACGAAAAAAUCAAAUUCUGUGCCAAGCAAGCCGCCAGUCACAAUCUGAAGUUUUUCUGGAUCGAUACGUGCUGUAUCAACAAAGCCGAUGUGCAGGAAUUUCAGAGCGCUAUCAAUUCGAUGUAUCGCUGGUACCAGAACGCGAAAGUGUGUUUCGUGUACAUGGCCGAUGUUGUUAGGGAGAGAACCGAUGAAACAUCCCAAGAAUCAACCUGGAAAAAGUGUUUUCGACAAAGCCGGUGGUUCACUCGGAGCUGGACGCUUCAAGAGCUGCUUUCCCCGCGGGUGAUGGAGUUCUAUUCCUGUAAUCAUCAGCUCCUUGGCAAUAAGGAAUCCCUGGAACAAGAGUUACAUGCCAUCACAAGAAUUCCACUCUCUACUCUUCGGGGCGUGGACUUGUCUCCGUUCAGCGUCGAAAAGUGCAUCUUGUGGGCUAAUGACCGUGAGAGCACGUACGAAGAGGACCAAGCCUACUCUUUACUGGGCCUAUGUGGCGUUUCAAUGGCGCCCAACUAUGGUGAAGGGGCACAAAUAGCGUUCGAACGUCUUCGUAAA
This is a messenger RNA of Truncatella angustata, 711 nucleotides long. RefSeq names its product heterokaryon incompatibility protein-domain-containing protein. The annotation marks the transcript as partial. The record is from RefSeq and is a predicted model, not a curated record. Lineage: Eukaryota; Fungi; Ascomycota; Sordariomycetes; Amphisphaeriales; Sporocadaceae. The transcript has a single exon.